Messenger RNA from Anopheles stephensi (Asian malaria mosquito), 2687 nucleotides. RefSeq lists its product as uncharacterized. The record is from RefSeq and is a predicted model, not a curated record. NCBI's taxonomy places the organism in Eukaryota, Metazoa, Arthropoda, Insecta, Diptera, Culicidae. Bases 736 to 1833 code for a protein of 365 amino acids. The transcript has 8 exons.
AUGCAACGACGAGCGUACGGCAAACCGUCCCCUGCUGGUGUGCUGGUCUACCCGGAGUCGUCCCCGUUGUUCAUUCAUCUACAUCGGUGCGGUACUACCGUCGGUGGUGGUCGGUGGUGGUUAUAGUGGGCCGUCGGUGGUUGCGGGAAGCAGGAAGCAGCUCCCCCCUCCCCCACGAGUUCGGUCGAAUUUUUCAACCGUGGUGGAAAUCUUCUCUAGAUUGUCCAUGUCUCGAUUCGAUUGCUAUUGCUGCCACUCAUCGGAAAUAGAAGGCUACUGUAAGUGAGCGCGCGCGCCUGUGUGUGUGUGUGUGUCGAUUGGUGAAGUAGUGAGAGCAGUUCGGUUGUGCAGUGUGAUGGAUGGCAGUCGAUUCAUCCUGCAGGAAACUUGAAGGAUACAGGUCUUCCCCCGGACCACUCGACGGGAGCAGCAGCUGCUGCUACGGCUGGUGCCGCAGAAGCAAUAGUAGAAGUUAGCAGCAACCUCAAGGCCUCUCGGCAGGCAGGGCACACAACGUUCAGCGGCCAGCGGACGUGCUGUCUGCCGUGUAUUCCGUCCGGGUUGUUCGUGGUGGGUGGGUUUUUUGGUGCCCUGCUGCUGUACGAUCGGAGCCACCCGUGAGUGCGUGAUUGUUCUUCCCUUUGGUGGUGGACCGAUUUCCCGUGAAUUCCUUUGUGCUUUGGCAACCGGACCCAGUAUCGUGUACGGUGAUGGGGGAGGGCCCCCUGACGGGAGAUGCAACCACCCCAACGUUACAUACCGUCAGUUUCUGAUUUAUACGGUACGGACGAAAUAGAGUUCCUCCUGGACGAAAUACGGGAUCUCGAACCAGCCUGCUGUCAGCUGGAGGACAUCCAGGACUUUGAAAUAGCUGGCAGCAGAGCAGGGGAGCUUUCCAUAUCGCUCGAAUCACCGAUCGGCACGUGCACGUCCUGGGAUUCGCAUGCACAUUACCGUCAAAGGAUAGGGAACACACCGCUACCGUGGGGCGUUGCGCUACACUGCGACGCCUCACAUCUUACCAGCCCGACCGGCAUCGUGCGGAUACUGCUGGUGGUCUCAUCCGCCGCAUGUCUUGCCUGUGAGUGUUCCGCCGGCACGGUACAGGUCGGUCUGUUUCUACUGCCAUUGAUUGGGCGCCUGAGGUUGAUGGUUUUUUGUGCCCUGUUCUCCUUGUUAGUAACCUGUUUGAUGCUGUUUUUGGAUAUCUCACACAUAGCAUUGAUGUUUCCCUUCAACUGGGGAAGGUUGAAUGCAUGGAUGUACCUGACGAUUGGUUUAUUAUUUAUUGUGGGCUCAUCGUUGCUAAUACAUAUGGUGUUUUUCGCUGAAGAAUUCAUGUGGGUGCCAAAGCACUCCAAGGACACACUAUUCAUAUCAGCGAUUCUUGGAUACAUCUGCUCGAUCGAAGCGUUCGUACUGGCGGCCCUGACGAAAUGCCCAUCCCAGUACCGGCACGUGAUCGACGAGUACAGCGACAUGUGCUUGGAGGAGCGCGAACUGAGCCCCAUCUGUAGUAACGACAUCACAAACCACAACCACACUACGGCUUCGAACGAUCUGUCGAACCAUCGCAGCUAUAAUAAAAUCGAAACGGGUGAUAGCAUUACUCCAACGUGUAACCAAAAACCUUAUAUACCAGUUAAACGUCCCGACCAAUCGUAUAAUCAGCGACCUACCCUAGGUAAUAUGCAGAAGUCUAAUCAUCGCAAUCGUCAGGGUUACCACUAUCAACCAAUAGCCUCAACGUCCCGGCAAAGUCCAACGUUCGUGCUGGACGAGGAUGCACUGCCGGGCCCAUCGUCCCGCUCGCUCGACUACUCCAGUGCGUGAUGCAUCCGGUAUCGGGUAUCGGACACUAGUUACCGCAACGCUGGACACUUCCCGAGCGCACCGACCGCACCCGCGCGGUGGUUUUAUCAGACAAAAAUAUCGAAACAUCGUUGGUUUCCGUUUCUAGAGACGUUUGUGUCGGUUAAGUAUUUCCUAUAAGUAUUACCGGACCCUCAGCAAGAAAAGACCCGCCAGCGUGUUUGGGACGAGGCGGGGGGGAGGGUGGUUUUAUUUCCGAACACUGACUGGGUGGUCGUUCGGAGUGGUGUGUCAAAUUGGUAGGCACAAUGCAGGGUGGAGGAAAUCGGUUUUAACAUCUAUGGCCAACGCUCGCCAUUCGGGUCAUUGAGGUUGUGGAGUGUGUUUUUAAUGAAAAAUUUAAUUAUUCCACUUAUCUCUCGGUACGGCACCUGUUAACGGAAGGUAUAACAAGCAAAACAAAACCCCUUUAUAGGCAUGAUAAAACAAAAUGUGUGGCUUUUAAUUACUUUUCUGUUAGUAGAUCGACAAUUCUUGCAGUCCUAAGAUCCCAAAUAAGAAAACCACACAAAAGCAACCAUUCCCCACAUGAUCGUAAGAGCAAAAAAAGAAAACAUAUGGUGUGCUCCAAACAAAUAGAUUAGUUUUCUUAUUUUGGGUGGUUAAAAGUCCGAUAAUUGGGAAUUCUUCUGUUCACAUCUCAUUCUUUCUCUCUCGCUAUAAAAUCUCCUUCUCUCUCUCUUGCUAUUAAAAUCCCAGCCAAAAGGUACUGAAUUAGCUCAUUCCAUUCUAAAAGAACAGAAAUUGAAACCAAAACCCGACAUACUCUAGCGUCCGUCCUAUAUUUUCCCAUAAAAGAACUAAAAACAAAGAAA